GCCGCGACUUCAUAUUUCGCAGACAGAGGUUGUUGCAUUUUCUGCAUUUCUCUGACUCUCCCUCCGGCCCCCCAGCCCGCCUCCCCCAACCCCGCGUCGCAACCCGGGGCGUUGACGCAGCUGCUGCUCUUUCUCUCUCUCGAACGACAACACAGACGCGCGCGCGCGCGCAGUAGCAGGUAAAAAAAGGAUGGGUGCUGUUUUCUCCUCGCUACCAGGGACGCUGCUGCUCGGGGCGCUCCUGGCCGGACUGUACAGGCUGUACCGUGCGGCCCUCCCGAAGCCGCUGCCCAACAUCUCGUACAACCGGGAUGCCGCCAACAAGCUCUUCGGAGAUGUCCCCGAGAUGAUGGCCUACGUCAUGCGCACCAAGCGCAUCUUUUGCUGGUUGACGUCUUUGACGAUGCGGCACCAGAGCCCCAUCAUCCAGGCCUUCAUCAAGCCCAUGGCGCUGCCGUGGGUGGUGGUGACGGACCCGUUCGAGAGCCAGGACAUACUGCUGCGGCGGACCAAGGAGUUUGACCGCAGCGGCUUCUUUGGCGACCUGAUCGGCGGCAUCCUGCCGGAACAGCACAUCCAGUUCGUGUCCAGCGACGCCCGGUUCAAGAACAACCGCAACCUCAUCAACCACCUGAUGGCGCCCACCUUCAUCACCGAGAUCAGCGGGCCGCAGCUCUACAAGGUCGCCCUGACCAUGAUCCGCCUGUGGGAGCUCAAGUGCAGCCUGGCCAAGGGCCACCCCUUCCACGCGCACCACGACAUCACCUACAUGGCCCUCGACACCAUCUUCGCCGGCAUGUUCGGCCAUCCGGAGACAGAAAGCGUCACGCUCGGCCGCCUGGAUGAGGUGUCGGGCUGGGAGGCGACGCGCGAACAGCGGCUGCCCGCGAGCGAGGACGAGCCCGUCGUGUUCCCGGAGCCGGAGCUGCCCGCCAUCUUCGCGGCCGCGCUGACGCUGGCCAACUCGGUCACGGACACGCAGCUGUCGCCCGCGCCGCGGCUGACCUCGUGGGUGCUGCGGCAGUUCCCCUUCAUGAAGAGGGCCACCGCGAUCAAGGAUCAGUACAUCCGCGACCGGGUGGACGAGGCGGUGGAGCUCAUCGAGCAGGACGCUAGCGCGCCGCCGCGCACCGCCCUGCACUCGGUUCUUCUGCGCGAGCGCGACGUGGCGGCCAAGGAGGGGCGGCAACCGGACUACCGCAAGCGGGCCAUCGCCGACGAGUUCUUCGGCUUCAUGCUGGCCGGCCACGACACGUCGGCCACCACGGUCGCGUGGGGCGUCAAGUUCCUGGCCGACCACCCGGCCGUGCAGGACCGACUCCGGGCCGACCUGCGCGCCGCCAUCCCGGACGCCGCCCUGGCCCGCCGCGCCCCGACGUACCAGGAGCUGUCGCGGGCGCACGUGCCCUACCUCGACGCCGUCGUCGAGGAGGUCCUCCGCCACGCCAACACCAUCGCCUUCGUCGUCCGCCGCGCCAUGCAGGACACCACCGUGCUCGGCCGCCACAUCCCCAAGGGCACCGACGUCUUCCUCAUGGCCAACGGCCCCGGCUACCUCGAGCCCAACAUGCCCGUGCCCGACGAGAUGCGCAGCCCGGGCGCGCGGCGGCAGCACGCGAGUGCUGCUGGCGACAACAGCGGCGGCGGUGCCGACGGCAGCGGCAAGAAGGCGCCGGCGCUGACGGGCGCGUGGGACGACGGCGACAUUGGCGCCUUCAAGCCGGAGCGGUGGCUCAAGCGGGAGGCCGGCGGCGGCGAGGCGUUUGAUCCCAUGGCCGGACCGACCCUCGCCUUUGGGCUCGGCCAUCGCGGCUGCUUCGGCAAGCGCUUUGCCCUGCACGGCCUCAAGAUCCAGUUCGCCCUCAUCGUCUGGCACUUCCACCUCCUCAAGGUCCCCGACGCCCUUAACAGCUACGAGGCCGUACAGCGCUUCGCCCGGGAGCCGACACAGUGCUACGUGCGUCUGAGCACCACCACCAUCUAGUUAAUUAAUAAUUAGUUGUUGGAAGCGGGUGAUUCGAAGAUAGUCGAAAACAAGAGAAAUGAUGAAAGAAGGAAGUGAGGAGGUGGGUUGGAAAUGUCCUAAAAUUAAUUACAUCAUGCGCGCAGUUGA
Molecule: messenger RNA, 2113 nt
Organism: Thermothelomyces thermophilus ATCC 42464
Lineage: Eukaryota; Fungi; Ascomycota; Sordariomycetes; Sordariales; Chaetomiaceae
Exons: 2
Coding region: 191-1984 (597 amino acids)
Molecular function (GO): iron ion binding; heme binding; oxidoreductase activity, acting on paired donors, with incorporation or reduction of molecular oxygen
Source: RefSeq, a predicted model, not a curated record